Ylistrum balloti is the source of this 3057-nucleotide messenger RNA. RefSeq names its product glucose dehydrogenase [FAD, quinone]-like. NCBI's taxonomy places the organism in Eukaryota, Metazoa, Mollusca, Bivalvia, Pectinida, Pectinidae. The transcript is spliced from 13 exons. The record is from RefSeq and is a predicted model, not a curated record. Gene Ontology annotation, molecular function: oxidoreductase activity, acting on CH-OH group of donors; flavin adenine dinucleotide binding. Bases 1 to 3057 code for a protein of 1018 amino acids.
AUGGACAGAUUUGUUUUUACAACGUGCCUGUCUGUAGCCGUGGCUCUUCUCUAUAGCUACAGAUCUACAGAACACCGUGCCAAACCUAUAACACUGAAUGACACAUAUGACUACAUCAUAGUUGGAGCGGGAUCAUCAGGGUCGGUGGUUGCAGGACGUUUAACAGAAGAUCCGACUAAUCACGUGCUUUUGGUGGAAGCGGGGGGAUCUGACGAUGAGUCACCCCACAUCCUGGUCCCGGGGGAAGCCAUGCUACUUCUAGAAUCAGAACAGGACUGGGGAUAUCGCACUGAGCCACAAAAACAUGCAUGUUUCGCUCAAAAACAACAGAAGAGUUACUGGCCACGAGGAAAAGUUCUCGGCGGAAGCAGUUCUCUCAAUUGGUUAUCGUUCGUUAGAGGAAAUCCUCAUGACUAUGACAGCUGGGCGGAGGAGGGGUGUGAAGGUUGGAGCUACAAAGAUGUCCUGCCGUAUUUUAUCAAAUCGGAGGCUGUUCAGGUAGAUGAAUACAAGUCAGACUACAGAGGAACGAAUGGACCUAUACCCAUCAGUCGUUCCGAUUUAACACCGAUUCAGCAGUUGUAUCUGAAGGCUGGUAGGGACCUCGGCUAUAACACUGUAGACUGUAACGGAGAAGACCAAAUCGGAUUUUCCUGGAUGCAGUCAAAUAUAAAAAAUGGCGAGCGCUGGAACAAUUACAGAUCAUUUGUGAAGAGCAAUAUUGAUCGUCCAAACCUGCACGUCAGCACUAACACCUUUACAACCAAAAUAUUGAUAGACAAGAAGAAAGCCAUAGGGAUAGAAUACAUAAAAAAUGGUCGAAAGUAUCAGUCAUUGGCCCGGAAGGAGGUGAUUCUGUCUGCAGGAGCCGUCAAUUCUCCUCAGCUACUGAUGCUGUCGGGUGUUGGACCAAAGGAACAUUUGGAGGAGUUAGGGAUAAAAGUGGAGGCUGAUUUACCAGUAGGGAACAAUCUCCAGGAUCAUUUGUUGGCACCUUUGACGUUUCCUGUCAAUGUUACCAGUCCUAUAACUCUCGAAAAACUGACCUCACGCUGGACACGAAUGCAGUACGACAUUUUUGGAAAAGGCUACCUCUCCGGUACAUUCGGUGAAGGCGUAGCUUUCGUUUAUGACGACUUCGACUUAAAGAAGGAUGCCGGCAGGACGUCUGACAUACAGCUUCAUUUCUUCAGUGCACAUAUCUUCCCGCCUAGCAUGAAAGGACUUGUGAACUUUAAUUUCAAAAAGGAGAUUGACGAUAAAAUUUUCCUGAUGCCUGAGGACGUUCUGUCAGUUUCAUUUUUCCCUAUACUUCUCCACCCUAAAAGUAGAGGGACCAUUCGGCUGAAGACCACUGACCCAUUUGACUACCCAGAAAUCGACCCACAUUACCUGGAGCACCCAGACGACGUGAAGAUGUUAAUUCGUGGUAUACGCUUUGUGGAGAAACUCGUAGGCACUCAAACGAUGAGAUCCAUUGGAAUAGACGUCAACUACAAGUCUCCUCUCUAUCACCUCUGCUCUCAACACGAGUUUCGCUCUGACAGUUUCUGGGAAUGUUAUGCAAGGCAAUACACGUUGACUGUCUUCCAUCCAACAUCGGGGUGUAGAAUGGGAGCAAUGUCAGACAAGACAGCUGUUGUGGACUCAAACCUAAGAGUGAAAGGUAUAUCCGGUCUUCGUGUGGUUGACGCUUCAGUUAUGAGAAAUGUUCCUGCAGGCAAUACAAACGCUCCGGCGACAAUGAUUGGGGAGAAAGCUGCAGAUAUAAUAUUAAGGCAAACACUUACGUACGUUGGUGAGACGGUACCCGGACCGGGAGGAGUCACGGAGACGUUCAUCGAUGAGACGGUCCCCGGAUACGGGAGGAGUCACGGAGACGUUAAUCGGCGAGACGUUACCCAGACACGGGAGGAGUCACAGAGACGUUCAUCGGUGAGACGGUACUCGGACAAGGGAGGAGUCACGGAGACGUUCGUCGGUGAGACGGUACCAGGAUACGGGAUGAGUCACGGAGACAUUCGUCGGUGUAGACGGUACUCGGACACGGGAGAAGUCACGGAGACGUUCGUCGGUGAGACGAUACCAGGAUACGGAAAGAGUCACGGAGACGUUCAUCGCUUCGUGUCCUACACACCAGAUAAUUGUUCCGGUCUAUCACACAGCUUCGUGACCUACACGCCAGAUAAUUGUGCCGGUCUAUCACACAGCUUCGUGUCCUACACACCAGAUAAUUGUGCCGGUCUAUCACACAGCUUCGUGACCUACACGCCAGAUAAUUGUGCCGGUCUAUCGCACAGCUUCGUGACCUACACGCCAGAUAAUUGUGCCGGUCUAUCGCACAGCUUCGUGUCCAACACACCAGAUAAUUGUGCCGGUCUAUCACACAGCUUCGUGUCCUACACACCAGAUAAUUGUGCCGGUCUAUCACACAGCUUCGUGACCUACACACCAGAUAAUUGUGCCGGUCUAUCACACAGCUUCGUGACCUACACACCAGAUAAUUGUGCCGGUCUAUCACACAGCUUCGUGACCUACACACCAGAUAAUUGUGCCGGUCUAUCACACAGCUUCGUGUCUUACACAUUAGAUAAUUGUGCCGUAUUGGUUUGGGGUGAUAAUUAUGGUGGUGGAAGUGUACUAGUUUGGGGUUAUGAUUGUGGUGGUGGAAGUGUAUUGGUUGGAGGUGAUAAUUUUGGUGGUGGAAGUGUAUUGGUUGGAGGUGAUAAUUGUGGUGGUGGAAGUGUACUAGUUUGGGGUGAUAACUGUGGUGGUGGACGUAUAUUGGUUUGGGGUGAUAAUUAUGGUGGUGGAAGUGUACUGGUUUGGGGUGAUAAUUGUGGUGGUGGACGUAUAUUGGUUUGGGGUGAUAAUUGUGGUGGUGGAUGUGUACUAGUUUGGGGUUAUGAUUGUGGUGGUGGAAGUGUACUAGUUUCGGGUGAUAAUUGUGGUGGUGGAAGUGUAUUGGUUGGAGGUGGUGGUGGAAGUGUAAGGUUAAUUGUGGUGGUGGAAGUGUAUUGUUUGGAGGUGAUAAUUGUGGUGGUGGAAGUGUACUAG